This is a messenger RNA of Hevea brasiliensis (rubber tree), 1707 nucleotides long. Its product is annotated as metalloendoproteinase 3-MMP-like. Gene Ontology annotation, molecular function: metalloendopeptidase activity; zinc ion binding. Gene Ontology annotation, cellular component: extracellular matrix. The transcript has 2 exons. The record is from RefSeq and is a predicted model, not a curated record. Gene Ontology annotation, biological process: extracellular matrix organization; collagen catabolic process; proteolysis. Bases 51 to 1049 code for a protein of 332 amino acids. NCBI's taxonomy places the organism in Eukaryota, Viridiplantae, Streptophyta, Magnoliopsida, Malpighiales, Euphorbiaceae.
GUUGCUUUCUUGCAAACCCAAUAGGCUUAAGCUUAAGUUUAGUCACAACCAUGGCUUCUAAAGCUUUUCCCAUCUUCUCUUUCACUCUCAUUGUCUUCAUUUCUCUUUUUCCUCAUGCUGCUUUGGCAAACUCUAAUAAUGAAAAAUCAUCCCCAUUUGAUUUCCUUAAGCAUCUUCAAGGAUGCCAUAAGGGUGACAAGCUCAAAGGCAUCCACGAGCUCAAAACCUACCUCGAACAUUUUGGUUACUUGAACUAUAAAAACCAGUCUCAAGCCAAUAAUGAUGAUUUUGAUGACCUGCUAGAGUCUGCUCUUAAAACCUACCAACUCAAUUACCAUUUGAAGGUCACUGGAACCUUAGAUUCCCAAACGGUGUCCAAGAUGAUGAUGCCUCGAUGUGGGGUGCCGGACAUCAUCAAUGGCACCACUCGGAUGACUUCUGGCAAGAAAAACCAACGCCAUAGCUCUACCUCUUUCCAUACAGUUUCUCACUAUACAUUCUUUCCAGGAAGUCCCAAAUGGCCACCUUCUAAGUAUAGUCUUACCUAUGGGUUUCUUCCCCAAACCCCAUCCCGAGCCAUGGAUCCUGUUGCGAGAGCUUUCCAAACAUGGGCUGCCAACACACAUUUCAGGUUUGCGAGGGUACAAGAUUAUACUACCGCCGAUAUCAAAAUAGGGUUUUACAGAGGUAACCAUGGAGAUGGGAGUUCUUUCGAUGGACGAGGUGGAAUUCUGGCUCAUGCUUUUGCACCACAAGAUGGACGAUUCCACUAUGAUGCAGAUGAGACAUGGGCAGUGGGUGCAACCCCAGGUGCAAUCGACUUGGAGACUGUUGCCUUGCAUGAGAUAGGGCACCUGCUUGGUCUUGGUCAUAGCUCAGUGGAGGGAGCUAUUAUGUUCGCGCGUAUUCCUCCUGGAUCAACUAAGGGUCUCCAUAGUGAUGAUAUCCAAGGGAUUCGUGCUUUAUAUAAGAUAUGCUCAUACAAUGGCAGCUAUUGGCAAAUGGGAAGGUACAAAAGAUGUUCUAGUGUUGCUUCUUCGCAACUAUAGUGUGGUCCAUCUCACUCCUUUGUAAUAAGGUUGUAUUUAAAAAUUCAAGCCCUUGCCAUGUCUCUAUAUGUUGUAUUAUAUUUUUUAGGGUAUCAGUAUGGAUGACAAGCUUGGAUCCUAAGUUCCCAUACACUGGGAUUCAGUUGAUGCAGGGAAAGGAGGGUGUUAAAACUUUGACUUAUAUUAUGCAUGUUUGGCCUAGAGUGGAAUGGAAAACACCACCUAUCAUUUUAUUGAAAUGGAAUACGGAUGGAUCAUCGAUGGGGAAACCGGGUAAAAGUGGAAUUGGAGGUGUGCUAAGGGAUUAUGGUGGACAUAUUAAAUGUUUAUUUUCAUGUCCUACUGGAGAAUUAAGUUCCAAUCAAGUUGAGUUGAAGGCAAUGAUUAAAGCAUUGCAAAUUUCAAAGGACCUUAUUGCAUCCUCACACGGAAAUCAUGCUUUCAUUUUUGAAACAGACUCAACAAAUAUUUUAGCAUGGAUUAAUGGAUCGAGUGAAAGACCAUGCUGAGAUAAACACUUGAUCAUGGAAGCUCUCAAUUUGAUAGCCCAAUUACCACAUAUUUUGUUUUUACAUAGUAACAGGGAAGCAAACUCAUUGACUGACAACUUUGCAAAAUUAGGUAAAGAAAAAGAAUAUGCUUUUUUGGCAAAUGGUUA